AAAGUGUCAAACACAUUCUGCGGCGUUUUUCGGUAGUCUCGGUCCGGGGGGGGGGGCAGACCGAUAGAGAGCUUUUCUCACCGCAGGUCCAGCACGCCGUACUUUAACUCCGAGGGAGCAGGCAUCCGCUGCGAUGUCAACACGGAGCUGAAAGUAAAGACCCGCCGGCUCCGAUACAUGACAGCGCACACCAGUCAUGGAGUUCAACACAUUAGCGACCUUGUGGAUGUUUUUCUGCUGUCUGUCUGGAGAAAGUUGGGCUGAGAGACAGAGCGCGCCUCCUCCGGACGGCCACGUCGCCGAGAACGCGCCGUCAGAGUUUUGUCGCAUUGAUGCGCCACUGUGCAAGGAUGAAAAUGGGAUCCUCAGCUACGAGGCGAUCCGUAGCAUCCACAAGCAGAUGGACGACGACGCCAACGGCAACGUGGACGUGUCUGAGACAGACGGCGUGAUCUGAGAGAAGAUCUAACUACACGACCCCAAGCCAAAGCACAACACUUUUCACAGGGACGACCAGUUCAUCAGCGUGGAGGACCUGUAGAAGGCCUGGAAGGGCUCUGAAGUGUACAACUGGACAGUGGAUGAGGUGGUGGAGUGGCUCAUCACCUACGUGGAACUGCCCCAAUACGUGGAGGCCUUUCGCAAGUUGAAUUUCAACGGAACCGUCAUGCCACGGCUCGCCAUAAAGAACGCCACUCUGACACUCUCUGUUCUGAAGAUCUUGGACCGCAGCCACGUGCAAAAGCUGCAGCUCAAAGCUUUGGACACUGUUCUGUUUGGAGCACCUCUGAUGAACAGACACAACCACUUGAAGGACUUCAUGCUGGUCGUUUCAAUAGUCAUUGGCAUGGGUGGCUGCUGGUUUGCCUACAUCCAGAACCGCUACUCCAAGGACCAUAUGAAGAAGAUGAUGACGGACCUGGAGGGCCUGCAAAGAGCCGAGCAGAGUCUCCAUGACCUACAACAGAAGCUGCAGAUCGCCCAGGAGGAGCACCGCACGGUGGAGGUGGAGAAGGUGACCCUGGAGCAGAAGCUGAGGAAUGAGAUCAACGCAGCAAAGCAGGAGGCCCAUCGUCUGAGGGAGCUGCGUGAGGGCACCGAGAACGAGCUCAGUCGCCAAAAAUACGCAGAGGAAGAGCUGGAUCAGGUGCGCAUGGCGUUGAGGAAGGCGGAGAAGGAGCUGGAGUCAAGGAGCAGAUGGUCCCCGCCGGAGUCUCUCCAGAAGUGGCUGCAGCUCACCCACGAGGUGGAGGUGCUGUACUACAACAUCAAGAAGCAGAACGCUGAGCGGCAGCUCCUGGUGGCCAAAGAAGGGGCAGAGAAGAUAAAGAAAAAAAGAAACACUCUGUUUGGGACCUUCCACGUGGCUCACAGCUCCUCCCUGGAUGACGUGGACCACAAAAUACUGGCAGCAAAACAAGCGCUUGGCGAGGUGACGGCCGCUCUGCGGGAGAGGCUGCACCGCUGGCAGCAGAUUGAGAUCCUCACAGGCUUCACCAUCGUCAACAACCCGGGCCUCCCUUCUCUGGCCUCCGCCCUGAACCUCGACCCCGGCUUCGUAGGCGGCAGAGCCACGCCUCAGCACUUCAUCAUGUCUGACGACAUGGACGACAUGGAUGAGGAUUUCGUGCCUGGAACUCUGCAAUACGGCACCCAAAUGCAAGCCAGCGACGUGUGGCCUGUCGGCUCAGACCGCCAGCACAUGUGGAAACAACCCGCUCCCAGUAUGAUGUCCCUGCGCCAACGCCACAUUGACCCCCAGCUGGCCAUGGGCUCCCAGAGGUUGGACCUGAAUCAUGCUGACUUUCAGUGGUCCUUGUCGCUCUCUCAAGCUGGCGAUCGGCUGUCCGCCUACAGCUCCAAAGGCCACAUAAUCAAGCCAAGCUCCUUCAUUCACGGCCUGUCCGGCCGCACAGACGACGUCCUCUCCCUGCACGCUCACACCCCCAACGGAGGGAACCGCAUUCACGAGGUCAGUCCCACGGAGCCCGUCCCCGACAGCCCCAUACUCAUGAAGAAGGUGUACGGCACGGAGCAGUCGCCCAGCCUGGGGGAGAUCAGCAGCCUGACGGAGUCGUCCCGCUCUCUCAGCCCCAACUCCACUGAAGCGGACACACCGUCACCGCUAGGAGGGCAACCGGGGGUGAAGGUGAACAGCCGCAUCCCGCAGCUGUCGUCCAAGAAGAGCCCGCUGGAGGAAGACAGCGGCUCUACGGGAGAAGAAACCGAUUCUACUGCCAGUCGCAAGAAACACACCUUCAAGAUAUUUAAGAAACAGAGGAAAUAAGGGCUACAUGAACUACAGGACUGUAUUCCGCUGGUCUAUUUAGAAAAAAAGAUGAAAAAAAAGGGCAAUUAAAGGUAAAAAUGAGGGCUCAAUCUGUUGCUCUUGCAUCUUGAGCAACCAGCCGUCUGCUAUCAUCUGCUUAAUGGGUCAAUGUUGAAUUUUUGGGAAAUGGGUAGGUUUGUAUAUUGGAAUGUAAAGUAUUAUUUAUUCUGCAGGAAGUUGUGCUACUCUCAAAGGGAAAUGUGUCUCCCGGUUGGCUUUUCUUUCUUGUUCUACAAUCUAUUACAUUUAGCAUGUCUUCACUUUUGUUGGGCUGAUACUCGAAUGCCGUUAGUGUUUGCUUGGUUCUUGUUGUUAACCUGCCUAGAAGACACUUGAUGUUUCUUGUAUUACUACAUAACCACCCAGCCUACGAGUCCAAAGUGAAUGUGCACUCCCUUUUCCUCACUGACUACUGUGUUUUUAUUGAAGGUUAUCACGUUUUGUUUUUUUGGUCUUUUGUUGUCUUCUUGGCAGAGCAAAUGACACAUUUCAUGAGACUUUGACACGCGAGUAGUCAUGGAAAGACUCAGUACAUGUUUGGCAGCCAAAAGUGACAUUUUAAAUGCAGUUUGAGCACAGCAAUAGUAGCUUCUUUGUUUGAUUCACACUCUGUAGAAGUAUCAAAAUGCUCAAGAAUUAUUUGCGCUCGACCUAGUGUACAAAAUACAGCUUGAGAAAAGUAAAUCCCCAAAGUUACAGAAGGGCCAUUGAAUGGCAGCAUCUGCCCUUUUGUCUUUUGAGUAUUUAAUUGUUUAGUGCAUAAGACCAUAGAAUAGUGAAAGAGGUGCGUGGCUCAAAUAUCCAGCUUUUAAGCAAUACAAACCAACAUAACCACUGGUUAAUAUUGGAUGUUUCUUCAUGGGACAGGAAGUAUCUAGUUGUUUAAAUUGACUGGAUUAAGUGUCCAGCGUGAACUAUUUUUUUGUUACCAAAAACACAAUAUUGAUAUUGCUUGACAAUGAACAUUGUAUCGAAUUUGUUAAUUAGGACACUGCUCCAGAGCACGUGUACAAUAUACAACACAUUGAGCAAACACUUAAAGCACAUUUAUUCAACUAUGAAAGAUUUUCACCUUGCAAGAGAAAUGGGACCCGACACAUUGACUGGCCGGGAGUUUUACUGGGAUUUGUCUCCCGUUAUCCUCUUGUCUUAACGUUUUGGUUUGACUGUUCUGGAGGACGAUGACCAACUCACACGAGUAAGAGGCGGGUGCUGGUAAGGGCUACUGUUCCACCACCAAACCAUUUGCUCUGUGUAAGAUGGACGUUUUUCCAAACCACAGCCACUUUGUAAUCCACCUUUUAUGGAAGAUUUAGCUCGGCGAUAAAUGAAAGCUGGAGACCAAUCACGUCGAAGUGCCAAAUCACCACCUCUGUUGGGGGAGGAGGGCCGUUUACGCGGAGCCACGCAACGGUUGUACACCUAGUAUGUGAUGUGUAAAGUUAAACCGCCAAAUGUCAAAGGGUUAUCGUUUCUGUGACAGUAUCAUCAGGACAGCAUGUUUACAUUUGCUACAAAUACAGACUCCUUUGGUCACCGCGACAGAACAUUGUGCCAGUUUUGGUAUAUGAGUUUGCUUCUGAUGAGCACAGAACUAUGCAUCAGUAGUUGUAGGUGAUUACUUAAGAAGCAAGGGUGCUCCUGACCGAAGAACAACCAAAAAGUGCUGCGAAAAGAUACCGUCUGCGUCCCCCCGGCCUCGCAACAGGUGGUUUGGAUGCAUAACACAUGUUUUAACAUUUUAUUUUAGAAACCAGCUUAAAAAAAAUGUUUUCCUACUGGUACUUUUUUAGUGUCAUUUGUACCUUUUUUGCACGACCGAGCUGUACAUUUGAUAGUGCCAUCUGAAAGUGUGCGAGCGCGCGUGUGUGUCACUGCGCCUUCAAUUAUAAUGCAUUGUUAUGUUGAUGCAUGUCAACUGUAGCAACAAAACCUACAUCGGGUUUAAAGAGUGGAUCUGCUUAAACUCGUUAAUCCCCACCUUACUGUUUUUUUCCUUUUAUUUGAAGCUUCUAUUUAUGAAUACACACGGUAUAUUUGUACAGAGAAAAUGGUCAUUUUGCAUCUUCUGUGAUGGUCUAGACUUUUAUGACACUUCUGCAUGAUGGCAAUAAACUAUUUUGAAUGAAA
Molecule: messenger RNA, 4459 nt
Organism: Gasterosteus aculeatus aculeatus (three-spined stickleback)
Lineage: Eukaryota; Metazoa; Chordata; Actinopteri; Perciformes; Gasterosteidae
Source: RefSeq, a predicted model, not a curated record